Messenger RNA from Medioppia subpectinata, 1173 nucleotides. The record is from the annotation of a GenBank genome assembly. NCBI's taxonomy places the organism in Eukaryota, Metazoa, Arthropoda, Arachnida, Sarcoptiformes, Oppiidae.
AUGUCUGAAAUAGUGGCCAAAGAACUGAUGGAAGUGUUGCGCGAAGACAACCAAAGACUGACCACUGAGUUGUCAAUUGAGAGACAAUUAUCUGAUUACAUGCAAAAUGUUAACACAAUUCAAAGCAACGAUAAAUCAGUGAAUGAAAACUCGACCAAAACUAGUGAUGAAACAAAUCAAGUGAUAAUCAAUGCGAAGACAUCACCGAUGGGACAGUUAUGCAGCACUGGAUCCGCACAACCGAUACUACCGGCCAUUAUUGCCGGACAAACGAGUGAUCAAUUAGUGACUGACUCUGAGACCGAUUCUAUGGACAAUAUCAUUGAAUCCAAUGUCAUAUCCAUCGGAAGUAUAAAUCAAAUCGACGAAAAUAGCGAAUCAAUUGAACCGAUGUUUGCGGACACAUCAGUGGACAACACAACUACACUGACGGACAUUACCGAAGACACGGACAUAAUAAUGGACUCGAAUACUAUACUCAAUGGCGACACAGAUAGUGAUAAACAACAGAUACUACCGGCCAUUAGUGACGAGCAAACGAGUCAUCAAUUUGUGGCCGCCUUCCAGACCUACGGCGAUACCAUUGAACCCAAUCUCGUCAUUGACUUGAAUCCCACCGAAAGUGUUGAUCAAAACACUUAUCCAUUAGUUUCCGUGACAGAUUGUGGCGGCGCCGAAGAGCGGUCACCGAUCGAUACUGAGACACAAGUGAUGGACAUUCAAUCGGCGACACAAGAGAUCAAUGAUAUACUCGACGACGACAAUGAUAUGCCGGCUGUUGACAAACAGGUGAUCCAGGUUUUCGGUCCUCUGGGACACGACGGCAGUGUCCGCGUGUGUCCCGUCUAUUCGUGCGGCCAAUACUUUCCCGGCAUAUAUGAACUCCGCGUUCACACCCAACGCCAUCACCCGGACGUUGUGCCCGAACCGGCGUUGAAACGGUUCCCGUGUCCGGCCGUCGGAUGCGGCAAAUUGUUGUCAUCCAAAGUGAAUCUAAACGCACACAUAGAGACGGCUCACACGGGACCCACUGUGAAGAGGUCGGGCGUCCCGAAGCUAUACCCGUGUCCGGUGCGCGAGUGCCGCAGCAGAGGUUACUCAUCGCUGCCAAACCUCAAGCAACACAUGAAGAAGUGUCACACAUCGUCAUCGGCGGUGCAUUCCAUGGUUUAA